AUGUCAUUAUAUAAGAUACCAGAAGAAAAAUUAAAAACCCAGGAAAAAAUAUUAGACAAAAAUAUUCUAAAUGGUAAUAUAAAAAAGUAUGAUAUGCAUAAGCUUCGGUUCAUUUUAAGGAAAUACAUUCGGCAUAACAACCGAUUGCUAAAUUAUCAUAAAUAUAAAGAGGUGAUAGAUAAUUUUGAAGCUUUUAAAAUUGUAGUUAUUAUUUAUGUAAAUAGUUUUUUGAAUAAAAAGACGAUUUUUAAUUAUAGUUUUCGAUAUUCUCAUAUUAUAAAAAUAUUAUAUUUAAAUAGAAAGGCAAAAAGAUUAAUAUAUGGAAACAAUUACUAUACAAAAGAUAAUACCUUAUCAAGAAAUAUAAAAGGUAGAAAUUGUGAAAAAAAAAAUGGACUUUUAUUUUAUAAUAAUAAAUAUGCACAUGGCAGAAAAUCUAGCGACGAUAAGAAACAUAUGACUAUUGAUUUCUAUUAUGUUUUAAAAAGUGAGGAUUAUGAUAAAUUAGACGAAAUUAUUUGUAAUAGUAGAAUAAAAUUACCAGCCUUUAGCUAUUUUGACAUAUAUUUAUUUAGUAAUAAUAAAAAAUUAAAAUAUGAAAUCAAUAAAAAAAAAGUUAAAUACAUUGAUGUUUAUUCUGUUCUCUAUUAUUUAUAUAUAUCUGUUGUUAUUUCGUAUAUGCAUUUAAAAGAUUUUCAUGACGCUAAAAUUAAAUUCUUUGAAUAUAUAUAUUUAAAAAGAAAAAUUGAAAAAUUAGAUAGUUAUUUCCAAGUAAAGGAAAAAAAAAAGCCCAAAAUAACUGGCCCAAUCUCAUCUCGUAUGAAAAAAAAAUUUUAUAGUUAUUAUGAUUCAAUACUAAGCGAGAGAAAUACCAUUAAUUUGUCUUUAAAAAAUAAUAAAGAAGAAACUAAAGAGGAUGAUGAAAUAAAUACAAAAUAUAAAAAUAAAAUAACUCAUACAAACAAUGAUAAUAACAAUUCUUUAAACAAAUAUACUAAGCAGAAUAAGGGUUUUAGUCCAAAUUCGAAAAUAAAGAAUAAUAAAAAAAUAUCAUCAAAUAAAAAAGCAAACUCAGAAUCAAAAUUAGUAGAAAGUGAACAAACAAAUAAAAAUGGUAAUUUAAAAAACGUUGACGUUAACGAAAUAAAUGAGACUUUUUAUAAAAGAGAAUGUGAUACAAGCAGUGAUAAUGAAGUUAUUAAAAAUAAGAAUAUGUUUAACAAAAAUGAACAUGCUCAUUUUAAAAGUAAAUAUAAUAAUAAUAGUACACAAACACGCGUAACGAAAAAAGAAAAAAGAAUACAUAAAAAAAGUAGAAAAGAAUAUUUAACUUUAGAUGAAUAUUUACUAUUUUUAAAAAUUAAACACUGCGAAAUUUCGUUAGAAAACCUUGCAAAUAUUAUGAAAGAUAAUACUUUAGAAGAUAAAAUAUGUAGUAUAAAAAAAUUAAGAUAUAUUAUAAAUAGUGCAGAGUGUGAUGACAAAACAAAUUUAUAUAAAAAAGACAAAAUAUUAAAAAAGUUACUAAAGACAAAAGAUAAAAAUUUUAAAUUUUAUAAUUAUUUUUUUGAUGUAUUAAUAUAUUUUUCUUACUUUAAACAAAUUCACAUUAUUGAAGGUAUGCUAAUAAUGGCUCUUAUAUUUAGUAAAUUGAAUUUUAUAAACCUUUCGAUAUAUAUAUAUAGAAAUGUAUAUUUGUUUCUUUAUUACAUUUUUGAAAACUACCAAAAGAAGAAAAUUUAUUUUAAUAAAAACCAGAAAGCAAAUAAAAUUACAUCACUUAACAUAACCUUUAUAGAUAGUAAUGAAAUACAUACUGAACGUUGUGAUCUAAUAACCAAAGAACAUAUUUUUAGGGAAAAAAAUAAUAUAAAUAAAACUUCCAAAAGGAAAAAUUUGGUAAUUAAUGGUCCAAAUGAAGGAAUGAUAGGUGAAAAAAAAAUAAAAAACAAGAAAAUAAAAGAUGAUAAUCUUAUCAUAGAUAGCAUGCGAAACACAAAAAAUGGAGAUAUGUAUAGAACAUAUACCACCAAUGAAGAUAUAAUUUUCGAAAAUGGAAAUAAAAUCCAAGACUUAAAUGUCAAUAUUAAUGGAAAUAAGGUUAAUAACAGAAAUGAGGAAUAUAAAAAAUAUAAUGGUAGUAAUAAAAUGUAUGUAGAUGAAUGUAGUUGUAAUUGUGAAACCCUCAAAAUGCACAAUAAUAUUAUAUCUUCAUUUAACAAUUUUUUGGAAGAAGCAAGAAAUAACAAUAAUUUUUAUUUUCUAAAUGAAUAUUAUGAAAAAAAAUUUCAUUCAAGUUGUCAUAAUGAUUACUUUUUUUUGGGGAAUUCAUUAAGCUCUUCGAAUUCAAAUGAUAUAAAUAAUAUAAUUUAUAAAAGCAUAAUACACAAUUCUAUAUUUUUUAAUUGUAAGUAUAUAUUUAAUGGAAUAAAAAAGUAUAUAUAUAAUUUUUUAAAUAUAAUUAAUUAUAUUGAAAUAAAAUACACAUUUUAUCAAAACAAUUAUAAUUUAAAAAAUAUAAUUUAUUAUUUAUAUAUGGAUAAAAUUAUAAAAUCCUAUGAUUUUAAUAUUUAUACAUAUGAAAAAAAUAUGUAUGUACUAAAAAGAAUAAUUUUUUUUCACAAUCAUAUAAAUGUUUAUCAUAAUGAUACAGAUUAUUUAAAUGAUGAUAAAUCGAUAAAAUCUUUAUUUUUUAAGAUAUUUUAUAAUCUUUCCAAAAAUGAAAUAUUAAAAUUUUCUCAAUCAAAUCAUUUAGAAUAUAAAAAAGACAUCCAUUAUGUUUAUAACAAUAUACCGAAUGAUUCUAACAAAACAAAUCAUGAAAUACAAAAUGAAGAUGGAUAUAAAAUUACUAUAACUACAGAUAAAAACCUAAAUGGAAGUUUGUAUAUCGGAAAAGGAGAUAAUAAUACAAAGAACGUCAAUAGGAAUGAUUGUGAUAUUUGUUUUGAUAAGACGGAUAAAGGUUCCUUUUGUGAAAAUAAUAAUAAUAUAAGUGAAAAACAUGAUAACCAUAAUUUAGACACAAUAAAGGAUGGAAUAGUUAGUAAGAAGGCUAUACAUGUAGAUAAAUAUAUUUCCAGUUAUUACAUGAAAAAAUUCGAAAAUACAGAAGAUGAUAAAAAAGAAAAUACAUAUACAUAUUAUAUAAAUGCUAACAAUAAAAAAGACAAUUAUUUUCAUAAAACCGAGAUAAAAAAUAAUAUGUAUAGUGGUGAUAAUAAUAUUCUGGAUAUUAAUGAUCAAUGUUAUAAUAGCAGAUCUGAUAAUACUCUUGGUGAACAAAUAGGGCAUUCUAAUAGUUCAUACAAAAAUAUAAACAAAUUAAACUCACCUAUUCAAGUUAAUGCAUUUUCUAAUUACAAUUAUAAAAAUCCUUUGCUUUGGUCAGUAAAAGAUACCAGAAAAAUAAUGGUGACUAACCAAAGCGAAGAAAAUUUUGUACAUAAUUCUUAUGGUAAUAUUUUCGUCAAUAAAAAUAUGAGUAAUAUGAAUAACCCUAGUAAAACUAGUGUAAAAUAUGAUGGAAGGAAAAACGAUAAUUUUAUUGAUAAUAUUUUAAAAAAAAAAAAAAAAAUAAAUAAAUUAAAUAAAAAUGGAUCUGAUGAUAUGAAUAAUUUCAAAAACCAGAAUGUGCAAACUUUUUUUAAUUUUAGUAACAAUGAGCUAAAAAUUAUGGUUUACAACUUUUUAUAUUUGUACAUUUUAGAUGAAUAUAUAUAUGGAAAUACACAUAAAAAGGACAUAAAUGAAUAUUUAAAUUUUAAAAAUGUGUUAAGAAAAAAACAAAAACUGAGAUACAAUUUUUUUAACUUGAUCUCAAAAACAAACAAUGAUAUAGGAAAUGAAAUUGAUUUAUAUAAAAAAUAUAUAAAGGGAACAUAUAUUAAAAAAAUUAAAAAAACAGAAAACAAAGCAUAUAAUUCAAUAUUUGGCCAAAAAACAUCAAUUAAAGUAAAUGUUAAAAAGGAAAUAAAUGAUAAUUAUAAAACACAAACAGGACAACAUGCCGAAAUAGAUUCAGAAAUAAAAAACCAUAAAUCAUUAUUAUUAAAAACUGAUGAAGAAUAUAUUAAUAUGUUUAUAAAAAAAAAAAAAAAAUACACACAAAAUUAUUAUUUAUUAUUUAAUAACAAAAAAUUUUAUAGUAAUAAAGUUAUAAAUUUUUUGAGGGAUUUCUAUAAAAAGGAACAUACUAUACACCAAAUGAAGAUUAAUAUAGAAAAAUAUGAGCAUAUAUAUUUUCUAUUUUUAAUAACAGAAGCAUUGUCUUAUUUAAUUUUACCUUAUAUUAAUUCUUCAUUUGCAGACAUAAAAUGCUAUAAAAAUAUGUAUGGUACUACACUUACGCAAAUAGACAAAUUUCGAUUAAAUACUAUACCGCUUGUUUUUGAUGCAAGUACUAUAUAUCAAAAAGGGAAUGUAAAUAGUAAUAGAACAUAUAUAAACAAUUGGAUCUAUAGGCGCAAAAGGCUGAUUAAUAAUAUCAAAAAGGGAAGAGGAUAUUCAAGUAUUUCUAACAUUUACAACAUUUCAAGUUUUUUCAAUAAUGUGAAAAAAGUAAAUUUUUUAAGCUUAAAAUCACAAAAAAAAGGAAAAUAUAUUGAAAACAAUUCCGAAGGACCAAAUAUAUACGAUAAAAAUUGUGAGGAAACAAAAAAUAAUAAACAAAAAUAUUACAGAAUAAAUACUUUAAAUAAUAUUAUUAAAAAUGAGUCAGCAUAUAUUCAAAAAUAUUCCAUGUUUAAUGAAAACGAAACAACCCAAAAUACAUUAUUUAAUAAAAGUAAUUUAAAAAAUCAAAAAAAAUAUAUAUCUUUAAAAUAUAAUCAAGACCCUAAUGAAAAUAUUUAUUAUCUUAAUAUGUAUAAUAUUAAAGAAACGAUACAACAAAUAAGGGAUUGCGAAAGUAAAUUAUCGAUUGAAACAAAGACGGUUAUUGAAAAUUCAUUUCUUUUUGAUGAUUAUUAUGAAUUAGAUAUAUGUGAAUUAAAAAAGAUAUAUCAUAACAAAUCAAAAUAUUUUCUCAUAAAAAAAUAUGAAACUAUUAUAACAUUAGCAUUUUUCACUAGAUAUAAUACAUAUUUGUUAUUUUCAUUAUAUCAACGUUUGGCAUUGUUAAAUUACAUGUAUUCGAAUUAUAACAUUUCUAUAUCAAUUUUAAGGUAUAUUAAUCAAAUACAUUGCAAAUUGAUAAAUAAGCAAAAAGGACCAGACUAUACGAGAAUAAACCACAACAAAAGGGAAUAUUAUAUUAAUGGUAAUAGUAAGUAUGAUACAGAUAACGAAUGUGACAUGUUCACGAGAAAUUAUGAAUUUUAUAAAACACAAAAUGAGGGAAAUAGGGAAAGAAAUCACUUUUGUAAGGCUGAAGAAAAAAAAAAAAAAUCAAACAUCCUUUUCUAUAUGAAAAACGAAGAUAUAUUUUUUCAAGAUUACAUAAUUAAUACUUAUAGUACUAAUUUUAUAAACGACAAAAAUAAUGCACAUGAUUAUUUUCCUUUUAAUUCAAAUAAAACUCUUUAUGAAAAAUUAAGUAAUAUAAAAUCUUUUAGAUUUUCCACAUUUUUUGAUAUUUUUUUUGAGUUAAAAAUUAAUUUCAAUUGUUUAGCUAAUUCACAUAUAUGUGUGCAAAAUGCAUUGAAAUAUUUAUUUUUUUUUAUAAAAAAUGCCCACAAGUUUAAUUUUUUUAUUUAUUAUAAGGAGAAAAAGCUGGUUAAGAAAAGGAACAAUAUAUAUUCCCCAAAAUGGAUAAACGCUGAAAAAAAAUACAUUAAUGAUAUCAACGAUAACAACAUCAGAGAAAAUAAUAUUCAUGAAAAUUCUCCAUACAAUGAAUCGAUUAAUUUGGAAACAUCCUGUAAAAAAAUAAAAGAAAGAAAUAUGACUACAAAUUCUAUAAGUAUGUUUAAUAAUAAUCAAUAUGAUUUCAAAGAAAAUAAAACAAAAUUGGACAGCGAUUAUCGUGGAUAUUCUUAUAUGAAUGACCAAGAAUUUGAGAUAAAUAAACAAUUGAAAACUGAUCAAAAAAUAGAUAGGCAUAAUUCGUGUGAAAAUAUUAAUUCCACUGAACAUGAUACAACAGCGGUUCCAUUUUCAAAAAACACAAUGCCUACUAAAUAUGAUAAAAGUUCAUCAAAAAAUAAUGCUUAUAAUGAAUCUCACUAUAAAUACAAAAUUGAUAUAAAUAAGUUAAGAGGAAGCAAAUUUUUCUAUAUUAUAGCAAUUUCCUUGUUAAAACAAAUAAAUACCAAUUAUUACUAUGAUAACAUAAAAGAAAUAAAUUUAAUAUAUGAAGAAGAUUUAAUAGAUAAAGAAAUAAAUGUAAAUAACAUUGUAAAAAAUGAUUACAAAGAAUUAUUACACUUAAGUUAUAAAUAUAUUAUAAAAAGUAUUAAAACUGAUCGUGAUAAUUUACCAAGUUAUUAUUAUCUUUGUAUUAUUUAUUUAUAUAGUUUAAAAAUUGAAAAAUGUAAAUAUAUUUGUAAUAAUUUUUUAUUAAAAAAUUACCAUAAUGCUUAUUCAUUUCCUUUUUGGUUAUUAACCAUAGUAGUAAACAGUUGUAGAAAUAUAUAUUGUGAUGAUAUUUUUAACAGAAAACUAAUUAAAGAAAAUGAAAUACAAAAAAUAAAUAAAAACACAUUUUAUAAAAAAAAUAAAACUGCGAAUAGAAAAAAUAUAUCAAAUAAAUCUUUCAAAUAUGAUGGGUAUAGUAAAGAAAAUAAUAUAAAAUAUGUUACAAACAAAAACACUCAUAAAGAUAUAGAUUCUUCCAUUUUUGAUAAUUAUAAAAAAAAAUAUAUAUCACUACUUAUUGAUUUAAAAUUUAAUUCACCAAAUUUUUACAAAUCUAUUACUAAUACAAAUGAUGUGUUUGCUAUAAAUAAUAAGAAAGAAAAUUAUAUGAAUAAUUUAUGUUAUAUUUCGAAUAUAAUGGGGUGUGCAAACUCCCUUAAAAAUGAUUGUGAUAAAUCCAAAGAAAUUAUACUAAGUAAUAGUUUACAUAUUCCUAAUAAAAUAGAUAAAAAAGAUGAUGUAAAAAAAUAUACUAUUCCUGAAGAAUCUCAAAGAUUUUAUGAUAGCAUUAAAAAAGAACAACAAUUCAGUAAAAAUAUCGAAAACAUUAAUAAAAGGAGCCAAUACAAUGAAAAAGACCAAAAUAAAAAUUAUUCAUCACAUGAACUUAAUAUGAAUUUCUAUGGGGAAAGCACAUUUAACAUAGAUUGCUUUUUAUAUAUAUCAAAAGCAAUUAAUUAUUUUUCAGAUAACAUAUUUUUCUUUUAUUUAUAUGUGCAUUAUAUGAUUAAUUUUUUUGGAUUUCAUGAUAUAUUUUUUUUUUGGGAAAAGCUAAAAAGAAAUAAAAAAAAUAAUUAUAUAAAUUCAAAACUAGACUUCUCAUUAUUAAAUAAAAUACUGGAAGAGGAUAAAAUGAGAUCAUCAAAUAGUUCAGUUUAUAGCGAAUAUGAAGAAUCAGCAUCUCGGAAUGAUACCUACAGAGGCAGCGAUGUUUCUAUUACCAAUUAUAGUUUUUUAAAUUUAAAAAAGUCCAAAACACAUCAAAAAGAUCGAAAAAGUGUAAUAAUUAAUAAUGAUCAGAAUAAUGAUAUUAACUAUAAGAUAAAUAAUUUAAAUUCUAAUAAUUAUGAACACUGCGAAAAUAGUAAUAUAUCAGAUCGUAGUUAUAACUUAUCAGGUGAAGAAGAGUUAAGUAGUGAUAAUUUCCUUAUGGAUACUAAUAUUAGUUUGCCUAAAAAUUUAAUGAGAUCAAAAAACUUUGAAAAUAAACUUUUAACUAACAAUAUUAAAGACGAAAUUAAUAAAAUUCAAGUUUCGUUAAAAAUUAUAAAGGGCGAAAAAAAACAUCUUCGAAAAAAUCUCCAAAAGAAAAAAAGGGAAACAAGUAUAGGGCAUAAUAAAAGUAAAAGAAAUGAUAUUGAAAUGAAAGAAAAUAAUAUUACUAAUAUAAGCAAUAUUGAACAAAAGGAAACAAAAAAUUCUAAAAUACCAACGAAAGGAAAAGAUAAAGAAGGCGAAAAACCAUCUAAUAAAUCAAAACAGCAAAUUUCUAUUGGCACAUUAGAUACAAAUAUAAAUUAUAUGGAUAGUAAUUAUGAAAAAGGUGAAAAUAAGACAAAAGAAAAAGAUCACAAGGUAGAAAUAGAAAAAAAAAAAAAAAGUAAAAAAAAUACCCCCCCAAAAAAUAAAGCAUUGUAUAUCGAUACUAGCAAAGUAAAAUUAUUACCCUGUUCUUUACCCAUUAUAUUAACAUUAUAUAAUUAUAUUCACAGAAUUGUUGAAAAAAAAAAAAAAAACUCAGACCUACAUAUAUAUUUUUAUUUAAGUAAUAUUAUGUUUUAUAUAAAUUUGAAAAAAAUAAAAUGCGAAUUACAUCAUGAUACAAAUAAUGAUAAUAAUUUUGUAAAAAGAAACCGAAUAAAUAACAUUAAUUGUUUUUUUAACUACUCUAAAACGAAUGAUAAAAUAUCAAAUAAGUAUGAUUUUUCUGAAAAUUGCAAAAAUAAUAGUUAUGAAAAUGUAAACACACAUAAUUAUUCCAGAAUUAUAAACAAUAUAAAAAGCGCAGAAAAUAUUUAUAUUCCUCAUAAAAAUAAUAAUAUAAUGAAGAGAAAAUUUGUCAAACAAAUUAAUUUAAAAAGUAUAUACUUAGAGUGUAUUACGUGGAUAAAUAUUGGAGAAAUUUUGAUGUAUUUAAAAAUAAACACAAAAGUUAUUAUAUAUAUAUUUAAUAUAAUUGAAACGUAUAUUAAAUUUUAUCUUAACUUAAAUAAUAAUAAUAAUUAUUACAAUUAUGAAAAUACAACUUUUUUCUAUAAUUUGACACAACAAUUUAUGUGUCUUAAAUGCUUGUAUCUUUUUUACUUAUAUUCAAAAUGCAAAAAAAAAAAUGUCUAUAAGAGUAGUUCAAUAUAUCCAAAUAUUCUUGGCGUUCCAAGCCAUAAGAAUAUUCGUCACAUCAGUAGCUUUAGAAAUAGUAAUAGCAGUAAUAACAAAAAUGACAUGAACAGAAAUAGGAUGAAACUAAAUGAUAAAGUCUAUUGUAUUAAUAAGAAAAAUGGAAAUUUUCCGUUGAAAAAAAAAAAUUUAUAUACAAAAAUAUAUCUUUUUGAAAAAGAACACGAAUUAUAUAAAAAUAAAACGAAACAUCUUAACAAUCCUAACAUUGUUGUAAGUAAUAAUUAUAUUUAUUUUAAUGAUAAAAUAUAUGGCAAUGUUUUAAAGGCUCCUUUCUACACUAAUAAUAAAAAAAAAUUCAGAUUUAAUUUUGGAUUUUUCAAAAAAAUAAAAAUAAACAAUUCUACAAAUGAAAAUUUAUACGCUGCUUCAAAAAGUAAAAAUAAAGAAAACGAUAAACUUUGCAUUAAUAAAGAUAAUAAAAUGCCAAAUGAUUCAAAAAAUAAAAUAAAUAACAAACAAGGUGAAAUGACCAUAUUAAAGAAAUGUAAAAAUACUGCGUCUAGUAAAAAGCGUAUGAAUAAGUUAUACACACGCGAGGAAAUGCUAUUUAACUCUUUUAAACUUGAAAGUAAUACACAAAAUGAACAAAACAAGUAUAGACUUGUAAAAAAUAUUAAAAUUUAUUUAUCUUUAAUAAAUAAAAUUUAUUGUAAUAACAGGAAAGUUAAUAUAUUAUAUGCUAGAUAUUAUUUUUUAAAAAAAAAAUAUUCAAAAGUUAUAUCAAUUUUAUCAUUACUAAAUGAGCAUUAUAGUAAAAUAUCUUAUUUUAAUAAAAAAAAGCAUAUGCCUGCAUAUAAACAGAAUAAUCCUUUUAUCCAAAAUAACUUUUCCUCUAAUGAUAGAAACCGCAACAUGAAACAAGAAUAUCUAUUUUAUUUAAAUAACCAAACGGAUUUCACUUAUGAAUAUUUAAACAUAUAUAUGUAUUAUCAAUCGUUUUAUAAAUUAAAAGAAUAUAAAAAAUCAGAUUAUUACAAGAAUGUUUUAAAUUAUAUUUUCUUAAAGUGUCCCAUUAUACCGUUUAACUUGUUUCCGUUUAUAAAUCUUUAA
This is a messenger RNA of Plasmodium berghei ANKA, 10026 nucleotides long. RefSeq names its product conserved Plasmodium protein, unknown function. Gene Ontology annotation, cellular component: glutamatergic synapse; GABA-ergic synapse; cytoskeleton of presynaptic active zone. Lineage: Eukaryota; Apicomplexa; Aconoidasida; Haemosporida; Plasmodiidae. The transcript has a single exon. The record is from RefSeq and is a predicted model, not a curated record. Gene Ontology annotation, biological process: protein localization to synapse; presynaptic active zone assembly. Gene Ontology annotation, molecular function: structural constituent of presynaptic active zone. The coding region runs from base 1 to 10026 and encodes 3341 amino acids.